CUUGGCUCCAUCAACCUCCAUUCUCCAGUUUGUUGAAGCUCAUAUCGCCCUUCAUUCACUCUUCACCCUAUCAAUCUCUUAGGUCUUUUAAACUUAAGUUUCUCCUGAACACAAACCUAAUCGUGGCCAUUUCUGUCAUCUAGUCUUUACAAUCCUAAUAACGAUUCGAUAAAUAAGCCACCUGCGUCUCGAGUUGAGUGGACGACUGGCUUUCGGCCUUCGCCAUCAUCUAAGAUGCUGAUCCGGCUAUCAGCCCUUGCCGUUGCGGCCGCUUCCAUUGUGAACGGCCUUUCUCCGGCCGACAUACCCUCCGAUCUGCCACUUUCCAACCUCCUCGCCUCGGCGCAAAGCCAUCUCUCAAAAGGGGAGACCAGUGAUGCGCUCGUCUACUAUGAUGCUGCCAUUGCUCGCGACCCCUCCAACUACCUGACCUUCUUCAAGCGUGCUACCACCUACCUUUCGCUUGGCCGCACCUCGCAAGCGACCGAUGACUUCAACAAAGUGCUCGCGCUCAAACCUGGUUUCGAAGGUGCCCACAUCCAGCUGGGCAAGUUGAAGGCACGCAGCGCCGACUGGGACGCCGCGAGGGAGCACUACGAGAAGGCAAAGAAAGUGAACGAACUAGUUGCGCUGGAGGAUGCGGCUGUUGCUGCCGGCCGUGCCGAGAAGGCAGCAGCCAGCGGGGACUGGGAGGAAUGUGUUACGCAAGCCGGAGCCGCCAUCAUGGUUGCGAAUCGGGCUGUUGCGCUGCGCCAGUUACGUUCCAAGUGUUUAUUCGAGCGAGGUGACUUGGAGAUGGGCAUGAGCGACCUACAACACAUAUUGCAGAUGAAGCCUGGCGACACAACCCCGCAUCUCCAAAUCUCGGCCAUAUCCUUCUACGCCCUCGGCGAUCUCCCAGGGGGGCUGGCAGCAAUCAGGAAAUGUCUACAUUCGGAUCCAGACAGCAAGGUAUGCGCAGCAUUGCUGAAGGAAGAGAAGAUGACGGACAAGCUGGUCCAGAAAGCGAUCAAGGCGUUGGACAAGAAACAACCAAUGACGGCCGUAAAGAACCUGGUCCCGAAUCGAGAAGGGGAAGGCCUCAUUCAGGAGGUCAAGAGCCAAGUUGAAAAGCUUCGGGCGGACGGGACGAUUCCAAAGUCCGCGGGUAAUGCGUUGGUAGGACAACUAGUAGAACUAGCGUGUCAGGCAUACUUUGAAUCAAACAGCAAAAAAGCCUCCACCUACUGCGUCGAGUCGCUAGCUAUCAAUCCCACUGCCCUCUAUGCCCUCCUGUACCAAUCGCAAGUUCAGAUCGCGGCAGAAGAGUACGACGCCGCCAUCGCUACCCUUCAAAAGGCCCUAGAGGAACACCCUGCCAAAUCAGACGUCAUUAACCCCCUCAUUCAGAAGGCGCAGAUUGCACUCAAACGCUCCAAGACGAAGGACUACUAUAAGGUAUUGGGCGUCUCCCACGAUGCGGAUGAGAGACAGAUCAAGUCUGCCUACCGCAAGCUUUCCAAGAUUCACCACCCAGACAAGGCAGCCAAGCAAGGUCUGACCAAGGAGGCGGCCGAGAAGAAGAUGGCUCAGAUCAACGAGGCGUACGAGGUACUGAGCGACCCCGAGUUACGGGCACGGUUCGACAGAGGCGACGACCCGAAUUCGCACGAGGGACAACAGGGAGGACAGCCCUUCGGCGGGCAUGGUGGUAACCCGUACAUGUUUCAGCAGGGCGGACCGGGAGGCGGAUUCCGAUUUCAGUACGGGAGUGGCGGGUUUCCCGGAGGGUUUCCGUUUGGUGGCUAAACAUCGCGGGACAGCUCAUCGGGUACAUGGGUGGAUACCAAAAGCAUGUGGAAUGCCAUGUUGUUCUUGAUUAUGGUGUCAGGCGCGCGACGCAUUUGAAACUUCAAGGUUGGGAGCUUUGAUUCAGGAGUUUGUGAGUUAAGUUGGAGCUUCUAUUCGUAGGCAUCGCCGGACGAAUGAACGGGCAGAGAACACGCAGUGAUUAUUGUUCAUAACAUCGAGUAUUAACUGACCGGCUUUUCGGUACUUUGCGACAUCACAAUGUCUGAAUUUUCCUCAUUUUCUUGCAGGUGGUUAUUAGGAUGCAGAUGGAAGACGAUACAGCUGGCCAAUUAAUUCCCACAAGAAAAAUCUUGGC
Molecule: messenger RNA, 2146 nt
Organism: Neurospora hispaniola
Lineage: Eukaryota; Fungi; Ascomycota; Sordariomycetes; Sordariales; Sordariaceae
Exons: 2
Coding region: 235-1788 (517 amino acids)
Biological process (GO): protein folding in endoplasmic reticulum
Cellular component (GO): endoplasmic reticulum
Molecular function (GO): misfolded protein binding; protein-folding chaperone binding
Source: RefSeq, a predicted model, not a curated record